GUGUUAAAUCAAUGUUACAUUGAGUCAUGUGCAUCUCUUGUGAAAGACGCCUGUUUUAUAUCAGAUUGUGAUGUGAAAACCAGACGAUUUUAAUUUACAUAUCAUUGUUGAAUCGUGGAUAUGAUCGUUCGUAUGACUUCCCCAUGGAUUUCCCGAGAGGGCGUUAGUUAGCAUACACCGAAUUUUUUAUUAUACGCAACUUGCGCAAUUCUUGUAAGAAUUGUCGAUCUUUGGUGAUAUCUUGCCUUCGGUGGUAUUUGUUCGCUAGAUAAUCGUUAUAAUUGUUCGUGGAAAGCUCGGAGUGAUUCGAAGGACAGUGGAUAAGGCCGAGCGAGAUCGGACGUCGCCAGUUUCAUCCAAGCGUUGAAUUGGAUCGAGGAAGUUGAAAUUGUGGCUAAUUGCUAGCCGCAAAAUACAAGGGCAGAAAGUGUAGCUAUAAAGCCAACAUCUACAGAGAAGUAGAAACGAACACGUAAAACAUGGCGGAAGCCGUUGUGGACGGGACCCCGAUGUCUCGAUUUUUUUGCCACAAAUGCAGUGUCGAAAUUGAGCGUUUGUUGCCAAAUUACACAUGUCCACGAUGCUCAAGUGGUUUCAUCGAGGAACUAGAAAUUAGCACUAAUGAGUGCAACUCAACAGUGGAUGUGAGCAAUGAAGAUCUGAGUGAUGUUGAUGUUGAUAUUUUAGGAUAUAAUUCUUCACAACGUUAUCCACCUGAUCGAGAUUUGAUAGAUAUGAUAUUGGGCCUUUCAAACACCAAUCAACAGCCAGGCGCAGGCAGCAGAAACUAUGUGCUUGGCAGCAGAAGAAGGUCUAACUGGAAUCGUACUCCUCCAGAAGGACGUCGUAGUAAUAGUACUCGAAGGAGACAAGAAACCUUACCAGUGCCCGUAGAAAAUUUCAUACAAGAUUUUAUCUUCAACCUGUCAGGAGCAACUGGUCUGGGUCACACUGUGGGACAGGAUGCGCAACCAUCUGUACUGUUCUUGGGAAAUCCUGGAGAUUAUGUUUGGGGUCGCGAUGGAUUAGAUGCUAUUGUUACACAAUUAUUGAAUCAAAUGGAUGGUACUGGGCCACCGCCUUUACCACGCAAGCAGAUCGACGAAAUACCCACAACCACCAUAUCGCAAAGCCAAGUUGAUUCUAAACUACAAUGUUCCGUUUGUUGGGAAGACUUCAAAUUGUCGGAACCUGUUAGACAGCUACCUUGUCAACAUGUCUAUCAUGCACCGUGCAUUGUGCCAUGGCUAGAAUUACAUGGAACUUGUCCUAUUUGCAGACAAAGUUUGGGAGAUCAAAAUUCAACUGAGGCAAACCAAGAUACUGUUGGCCCCAGUUUAGCUGCUUUAUUUAGGGCAGCUAAUGAAUCAAACAGUAGCCGCACGUCAUCCACUUCGUCAUCUGCGGACAGUAGCUCCAGUACUUCCUCGAAUACUACCAUGUAUUAACUGCAAAAUUUAAACUAUAUUGUCACUUAAUCGACCGAUAUCUCAAUGUGAAGUGUUGAGUUGAAAACGACCGUUAUGUUCCACAUUCAGCGAAUUAUACUAAAUGAACAUCAACAUAUAAUAGCAAAAUCAUAGACCAUCGAUACAUAUUUGUCUUUAUUGGGGUUUUUUCUUUUUUAAUUGCACUCCGUAAUUUAAUUCGAACUUAAGAAGAUUUUCGAAUCUAAUACUUUUCUCAUUAGAUAAAGGACUUUGAUGAUUCAAUUCCAGUAAAAAUGUAAGACUUACAUGAGAUGGUCCUUAUCGACAUUGUUUACGUAUUGACAGCUUCGCUUGAAGUAGCGAUAGUCAAAGUAAACUCGAAAUAACGAAAUUGACGGAAAUAACUCUAAUAUUUAUAUAAAAACAAUUUUCGUAUCGCCGAGACUCAGUAAAAUAUAUAUGCAUAAAUGUACAACGUAAGCUAAUAUACAAAAGAAUUUAAAAGAAGGGAAAUGCGACUUUUGCAAAAAAGAUAAAUUCAUAAAUUUAAACCAUGAAUAUAAAUAUCACCAAUUCUUCAAAAGAAAGAGAAAACUCACUGCAUACAGAGAUACUUUUGUCUGUGGAAAGACAUUUGAGGUUUAUACUAUCAGCAGUGAGUCAGCAGAAAUCAGCAAACCGUAUAAGAGACUAAUGAAACUAAUGAAACUAACAAAAUGUAAAACAUAAUAUUUAAACUAUAUUAUUUUGGCUUUUAAUCUGUACAUAACGCCAAAGGAUUGUAUUAAAUAUAUAAAGGAAUAUUUCAGGUCGUAAUCACUUCUCUUCUAUUUUUACGUUUAAUCGUGUCUGAUGAAGUGACUAUAUUAAAAUAUGUACAUAUACUUCAACAGUUUCUGAGUCUCGACGAAUAGAGAACAAAAAAUAAGAUAUGUGACGAACAGUUUCGUUUUUCAGUUUGAAACGUUCUUGAGAGAUAUAAAGUUUUCUGCUUGAUGCACUAUUUCUCAGUUCAUCUUUUUCACGGAAACUAAUGUUUAUGAUACAAAUGCGUAUGAGAAAUAGAGAUACAACACGUAUCUGCACAUAUUUCUAUAGCAGAAGAGAUACUUACAAGAGGACAAGCACACACUCGUAAACGUAAAUCCUUACAACCACAAUGUGUAGUUUGCAGCGAUUGACAGAGUUAACAUUUACAUUGUAAACCUGAGAAUGUAACGUAAAAAAAAAAAUGUAAGUAGCAUUUAGAUGUCUACAUAUAGUUACCUAAAUUUUUCGGUCAAUAAUUGUCAUGUAUACAAAUAAAAACGGAAAAACGGUUUCCGCGUUAUCUAUGUCGCGCAAUAGACGAGCACCCUCUGCUAGAACGCGUUACACAACAGGAGAAAUAACGCAUUACGCUACUUUACGAAUGUCGUUGUCUCAUAUUUGAAUAUAUCAUUUAUUUUGGAAAGUACUUGAAUAUAUCAAAGUAUUAGGAGUCGAGUUAGUAUAAAAAAAAGUUUCGAGUGUGGGAUAUAAAUUUUUUCUUUCUUUUUUUCUGUUUUAUAUACUGGAGUGCAUAGAAAAAAAUUUUUUGAGUGUAGAUGGAUGUAGAUGAGUUCACCGUCUCAUUGGCUCACGCAUAUAUUAUCUCCAGGGGCUAGCGCCCAGAAA
Molecule: messenger RNA, 3086 nt
Organism: Harpegnathos saltator (Jerdon's jumping ant)
Lineage: Eukaryota; Metazoa; Arthropoda; Insecta; Hymenoptera; Formicidae
Gene: Iru
Product: E3 ubiquitin-protein ligase Iruka
Exons: 10
Coding region: 480-1448 (322 amino acids)
Biological process (GO): ubiquitin-dependent protein catabolic process
Cellular component (GO): nucleus
Molecular function (GO): ubiquitin protein ligase activity
Source: RefSeq, a predicted model, not a curated record